CGAAAACCAACCCAGGGCUGGAUUUAGCUUGAGAUCACAGGCGGCUGAGAUCUCAUGGGGAUGCUCCAGCGUAGGAAUUGCCAUCUUCCACUAAGCUCAGGGGUUUGGUGGUUCAUUUGUGUGUGUAAUCCUCCCUGGGUAAAGCUACUAAGAAUAAUGCAGAAAAUAAGUUGAUGGAUGGGAGGCACCCCCUUACAAGUUCCCCUGAGCAGCCGGUGGCAGUGUGGGGCAUGGCAGCAGUGUGGCAGCAGGUGCUCGCUGUAGAUGCACGGUACAACGCAUAUCGCACCCCAAACUUCCCGCAGUUCCGCACACAGUAUAUCCGCCGGCGCAGCCAGCUGCUGCGGGACAACGCCAAAGCCGGCUACGAUCCCUCGCUCCGCAAGCAGUACCUGCGACUGCGCAGCCAGCUCCUGGCCCAGCGCUACGGCCCUCUCUCAGAACAGAGCAGCUUUCGUGCCUACAGCAACAGCAUUGUCCGAAGCAGUCGCACCACACUCGACCGCAUGGAGGAUUUUGAUGACGACCCAAGAGCACUGGGCGCCCGUGGCCACCGCCGCUCUGUCAGCCGAGGGUCCUACCAGCUGCAGGCUCAAAUGAACCGAGCUGUCUACGAUGAGAGACCCCCUGGCAGCGUUGUCCCCACUUCAGUGGCAGAAGCAAGCCGUGCCAUGGCCGGGGAUACAACACUAAGUGAGAACUAUGCCUUUGCUGGCAUGUACCAUAUCUUUGACCAGCACGUGGAUGAGGCUGUGCCCAAGGUUCAGUUUGCCAAUGAUGAUAAACACCUGCUAGCUUGCUGCUCGCUAGAUGGCACCAUCUCAGUGUGCCAGUUGGUGCCCACUCCUCCUGUGGUGCUGCGGGUCCUAAAGGGACACAGCCGGGGUGUUUCUGACUUUGCCUGGUCCCUCUCCAAUGACAUUAUCGUUUCUACUUCACUUGAUGCCACAAUGCGCAUUUGGGCGACAGAGGAUGGCAAGUGCAUCCGGGAAAUUCCAGAUCCAGAUACCUCUGAGCUGCUCUGCUGCACUUUCCAGCCAAUGAACAAUAAUCUCACGGUGGUGGGGAAUGGAAAGCACAACCUCCAUGUUGUGAACAUCUCAACAGGGAAAAAAGUGAAAGGCGGCUCAAGCAAGCUCACUGGCAGAGUCCUGUCUCUCUCCUUUGAUUCAUCUGGCCGUAUCCUCUGGGCAGGAGAUGACAAAGGCAGCAUAUUUUCUUUCCUCUUUGACAUGGCAACAGGAAAACUGACUAAGGCCAAACGGCUGGUGGUUAAUGAGGGUAGCUCUAUCACCAGCAUCUCAGCCCGUUCCUGGAUCAGCAGAGAAGCACGGGACCCCUCUCUCCUCAUCAAUGCCUGUAUUAACAAGCUGCUCCUCUAUAGGGUAGUGGACAAUGAAGGAACACUCCAGCUUAAGAGAAGUUUUCAGAUACAGCAGAGCUCACAUCCUGUCCGUAGCAUUUUCUGCCCUCUUAUGUCCUUCCGCCAAGGAGCUUGUGUUGUGACUGGCAGUGAGGAUAUGUGUGUCUACUUCUUUGAUGUGGAACGUGCCACCAAGGCCAUCGUUAACAAACUGCAAGGACAUAGUGCUGCUGUGCUGGAUGUCAGCUUUAACUGUGAUGAGAGCUUGUUGGCAUCCAGUGAUGCCAAAGGCAUGGUUAUUGUCUGGAAGAGAGAACAGAAGUAGCAUUCCUUCCCUUGACAAAUGAUGAACAGACUUUGAGAUUUCUGCAGAAGGCAACCCAAGUGGAAGUCAGAAGCCCUGAAAGAAAAUGGAUGGGCCUGUUUUUCCUCCUCUUGUUGGUAGUUUUACAUCUUCUGCAGCUAGGAAGGUACCUGAAUAUACUUCUGCAGUGCACCAGCAUCCAUUGCUUCUCUACUCUUCUGUUUUUUGUAUAGUAGACAAAGGAGUCAGGUUAUCCUAGAAGUUUUGUUUUCUUCUGUUGUGGUUUAUGGUGUUUGAUGUUGUGUCCUGUUGAUGACAGCUGCAGUCACUGUUGACUGAAAAAGAAGAUUGCAUUCGUUGCUUUUUAAUUGGCAGGGUAGGAUUUCAGGAGAGUUUUUUCCUUGACUCAUGAAUACAUAGUUUUAUGAGUUUAUAUAGUUUUCCAAGUUCCGUUUAGUAGCAAGGUACUCUUUGCUGCUGCAAAACUAUGUCAAUGCCCCAAUGAUGUCCUCUUCCCAUUUGGAAAUAAUGGGAUUAGUAAUAUUUAACACAUUCUAUUAGGAAGACUACAAACAUAAGGGCAAUCAUUCACCAGUUUUGCUCUCGUUGCCUGCCACAGGUCACAAAAGCAGGCAUGCAACUGCUGCUCUGACCUGAGGAAGCUGAGAAACACAACAGCCAGCACGAGUAGGCCCAUAUGAUGUCCUUGUUACCCCAUGCAGGACCAGUAGGAUUUUGGUCCAUGAGUUGAGUGAUUGUGCUUAGUGCUACAUCACAUCAGGAAGCAAGACCUUUGCUUUUCCCUCUUGGGCACUAGACUAAGCUGUCUGUGUUGCAGGUUCAACUCUAAUUAUUAGCCUAUGUGUUUAACUUGUGAACUCUUUGGCAUCCUCUUUGUGCACCGACUCCCCAUCAACGUGAUAGAAUUCCAGUUGCUCCUUUCCACAUUGGACUUCUAGCUCUAGUAUGUUUCUUGGGAGAAAUUUCCAAUGACUGAAUGUCUUCCUAGCUUGAUGGAGAAGAGGACAGGGAUGGCAGAAAUUGCAUACAAUGAACAGAGGAUUUGUUUUCACAAACAUUGACUGCUUCAAAUACUGUUGUUUGGGAUUUAUAAAAAUGCUGGGAUAUUUCUGACACCUGUAGGCAAAAACAGCUUCUCCUUGGAAGCCAAGGAGUCUGAAAAUUGCAGCCACUUGAUGCAAUUGCAUUUUGCCACUUGUCUUCUACAGCAUGGAUUUGUAAGGCGGGGGGUUGUUACUGUAUUUAAUUUUUUCUGCAUUAUGGCUGUGAUAUUUUCCUUACCUUUAAUUUUGUUCUCUUUUCUGUGAAUUAGGAUUAAGUUUCUAAAUUCCGUCACUGAAAAAUGGUGACAGUUGGUACUUGUCUACAUAGGUUUCUCAGGCAGGUACCUGGAAGGUAGGAGCUGACUUGGGUGAUGUUUCAAAGUUCCUUAUUAGUGUCAUACAGUCACUUUAUGAAGAAGCAUGAGCAGAGCUAAGUGAAUCAUAUCUCUGAAAGAGCAAGCCAGCUUAUAUCUGUGCUUCAGACUACACAACCCUAAUGCAGAGUUGAGAUAUAUAGUACAAAUUAAAGAAUUAAGAGAAAUGUGUAUUAAUGGUGGCUGGAAAAUGUUUGCAACCUGUAAUGUAGCUAUUUCAACUCUAUGUGAAGAAUAUUCACAUUAGGUAAAGGACAAAGAAUUAGGAUAUUCCCGAAAACAAUAACUGAGAACAUAUAGCACUACUGCUGUUGAGAUGCCAGUGCCACCCUCUUUGACAGGCCUUGUGAAUGGGAACGACAAGAACUGGAGUUCAAGUACUACUAAAUCUAGAGUGCUGUAGUUUUAUAGCACUGCUGCAAAAGAGACAGGGACUGAAUUUAAAAAGGCACGGGGACAUCAAACAGAGGCUUCUCACAGCCAGAUAUAUUUAAGCAAAAGUCAAACUCUGAAUGCUGUGCUAACAAAUAACAUGGCUGUAGUCCUCAUGAACCAUUACUGCAUCUUGUCUUAUCCCAUUUUUAAAAAAUAAAGGAUAUCUAAUAUCUCACACUUUUUUGUGAAA
Pogona vitticeps (central bearded dragon) is the source of this 3730-nucleotide messenger RNA. The record is from RefSeq and is a predicted model, not a curated record. NCBI's taxonomy places the organism in Eukaryota, Metazoa, Chordata, Lepidosauria, Squamata, Agamidae.